AUGCCCCGCGGCUUCCUGGUGAAACGCAGCAAGAAGUCCACGCCCGUGUCCUACCGGGUCCGCGGCGGCGAGGACGGCGACCACGCGCUGCUGCUCUCGUCCGGCUGCGGGGGCGCUCGCGCCGAGCCCCCAGCACCGAGCCCCGGGCCCGGGUCACUGCCGCCGCCGCCGCCCGCCGAGCGCGCCCAUGCGGCGCUCGCCGCCGCGCUCGCCUGCGCGCCGGGCCCGCCGCCGCCACCGCCGCCGGGCCCGCGGGCCGCACACUUCGGCAACCCCGAGGCCGCGCACCCGGCACCGCUCUACAGCCCCACGCGGCCCGUGAGCCGCGAGCACGAGAAGCACAAGUACUUCGAGCGCAGCUUCAACCUCGGCUCGCCGGUGUCGGCCGAGUCCUUCCCCACGCCCGCCGCGCUGCUCGGAGCAGGAGGCGGCGGCGGCGGCGGCGCGAACGGCGCGGGCGGCGGUGGCACCUGCGGCGGCGACGCGCUGCUGUUCGCGCCCGCCGAGCUCAAGAUGGGCACGGCGUUCUCGGCCGGCGCCGAGGCGGCUCGCGGCCCGGGGCCCGGACCUCCGCUGCCCCCCGCCGCCGCCGCCGCCGCUGCUCUGCGGCCCCCGGGCAAGCGGCCCGCGCCCCCUUCCUCUUCCUCCGCCGCCGCCGCCGCCGCCGCGGAGCCCCCAGCCAAGGCAGCCAAGGGCCCCGGCGCCAAGAAGCCCAAGGCCAUCCGCAAGCUGCACUUCGAGGACGAGGUGACCACGUCGCCCGUGCUGGGGCUCAAGAUCAAGGAGGGCCCGGUGGAGGCGCCGCGCGGCCGCGCCGGGGGUGCUGCGCGGCCCCUGGGCGAGUUCAUCUGCCAACUGUGCAAGGAGGAGUAUGCCGACCCUUUCGCGCUGGCGCAGCACAAGUGCUCGCGCAUCGUGCGCGUGGAGUACCGCUGCCCGGAGUGCGCCAAGGUCUUCAGCUGCCCCGCCAACCUGGCCUCGCACCGCCGCUGGCACAAACCGCGGCCCGCGCCCGCAGCCGCCGCCGCCGCCCGCGCGCCGGAGCCCGAGGCUGCUGCUGCCAGGGCCGAGGCGCGGGAGACGCUGGGCGGCGGCGGCAGCGACCGGGACACGCCGAGCCCCGGCGGCGUCUCCGAAUCGGGCUCGGAGGACGGUCUCUACGAGUGCCACCACUGCGCCAAGAAGUUCCGCCGCCAGGCCUACCUGCGCAAGCACCUGCUGGCGCACCACCAGGCUCUGCAGGCCAAGGGCGCGCCGCCGGCUCCCCCGGCCGAGGACCUACUGGCCCUGUACCCCGGGCCCGAAGAGAAGGCGCCCCAGGAAGCAGCCGGCGAUGGCGAGGCUGCCGGCGUGCUGGGCCUGGGUGCGUCCGCCGAGUGCCACCUGUGCCCGGUGUGCGGGGAGACGUUCCCCAGCAAGGGCGCCCAGGAGCGCCAUCUGCGCCUGCUGCACGCCGCCCAGGUGUUCCCCUGUAAGUACUGCCCGGCCACCUUCUACAGCUCGCCGGGCCUCACGCGGCACAUCAACAAGUGCCACCCGUCCGAGAACAGACAGGUGAUCCUCCUGCAGGUGCCCGUGCGUCCGGCCUGCUAG
This is a messenger RNA of Lepus europaeus (European hare), 1593 nucleotides long. It is a transcript of the gene INSM1, whose product is annotated as INSM transcriptional repressor 1. Gene Ontology annotation, biological process: negative regulation of transcription by RNA polymerase II; neuron differentiation; regulation of cell cycle process. The record is from RefSeq and is a predicted model, not a curated record. Lineage: Eukaryota; Metazoa; Chordata; Mammalia; Lagomorpha; Leporidae. Gene Ontology annotation, molecular function: RNA polymerase II cis-regulatory region sequence-specific DNA binding; DNA-binding transcription repressor activity, RNA polymerase II-specific. The transcript has a single exon. The coding region runs from base 1 to 1593 and encodes 530 amino acids. Gene Ontology annotation, cellular component: transcription repressor complex; nucleus.